This is a messenger RNA of Seriola aureovittata, 6340 nucleotides long. It is a transcript of the gene mecom, whose product is annotated as MDS1 and EVI1 complex locus. Gene Ontology annotation, molecular function: protein binding; RNA polymerase II cis-regulatory region sequence-specific DNA binding; DNA-binding transcription factor activity, RNA polymerase II-specific. The record is from RefSeq and is a predicted model, not a curated record. Gene Ontology annotation, cellular component: nucleus. The coding region runs from base 714 to 4532 and encodes 1272 amino acids. NCBI's taxonomy places the organism in Eukaryota, Metazoa, Chordata, Actinopteri, Carangiformes, Carangidae. Gene Ontology annotation, biological process: regulation of transcription by RNA polymerase II. The transcript is spliced from 18 exons.
GCGCAGCAAGGAUUGAGAAUAAGGAUCGUUAUAAUUAAUGUCGUCUGCACUCUGUAGAUCCGGGGUGCUGGCUGCACUGCAAAAAAUAUCCAUCUUGACAAAGCUUUUCAUUUAGUGCUCAGACUCAAAAACUUUUUUUUAAUCUUUCAAAAAAAAAAGAAAACAACCCUGCCUGCCUGCUGCAUAAGGAAAGCUCAUUUGAUUUAAGUUGUAAAAUAUUGUUUUUGCAGUUUCACUCAUUUUGUUUCUUUAUUUUUGGAUACAUGGCUUUUGUUUCGAGAUGAGCCAUGAAACAAGUCAAAGCUGCAGUGGAGGCAUCUCAAUUACAAAGUUUUCUCACGCGUUAAGUAAACAAGAACACGCAGGACUUGAAACUGACGCUGCAACAUCGUUGGGACAUUUUUUGCAGUGUGCCCCGCUUUCUCCUUCAGCGACCCUUUGAAAAGUUGACACGAAAGGAGAUGUCGGCGAUUCACCCAUCUUGACCGGAUCAGGUUAAUAUCAAAGUGAUAAAUCGUCCCAAACUUUUUCUGGCACUUGCUGCCGGCAGAUUUCGAGCUGUGCGCAUGUGCGAAGGUGUCCAGACUGACAAUGCUGGAGAGAUAGCGCGUUUGGAUUGAGAAACCCAGAGAAAAAGGACAGAGAAAAAACAAAAAGGAGGAAAAAAGAUCCAAGAAAAAAUCCAAACAAACCCACGCCGAGAGACUGGCACCAUGAGGUCCAAAGGCAGGGCACGGAAACUGGCCACGAGUGAUGGUGAUGAUGAGUUUGCCCUCUACUCGUCCGACAUCUUAGAUGAUGUGUGUGGCUCUGAUGGUGAUCCUACACCUUCUUCGGCCCUGGCGGAGGACCCAGUGUCCCCUCCGCUGUCUGAUGAUGAGGCUUCACCCCAGGACUCCUUGUCAUUCCAACACCCGAGCAUCUUUUUAUCCCAAGAAGAUUUGACCAUUCCCCUGGACUUUGAACUGCGGGAGUCAGCAGUUCCAGGAGGAGGCCUGGGCAUCUGGAGCGGCAGGAAGGUAAACGUCGGGGAGCGUUUCGGACCAUACGAAGGAGAGCACAGGCCUUGUCUCCGAGACCCUUCUCAAGGCUGGGAGAUCUUGGAUGGGUCAGGCCAUGUAAAAUUCUGCGUGGAUGCCAGCAAGCCAGAUAUCGGGAGCUGGCUGAAGCACAUCCAGUUUGCCCCUGUGGCCAAGCAGCAUAACCUGACAGCGUGCCAGAUAGAUGAUCAGAUCUUCUACAAAGUCACCAGAGAGAUUUUCCCCGGUGAGGAGCUACUACUUUUCAUGAAGGCUGAAGAGUAUUCAUGUGACACCAUGGCUCCUGAUAUUCAUGAGGAGAGGCAGUACCGCUGUGAGGACUGUGACCAGCACUUUGAGUCCCGCAACCAGCUGCUGGAUCACCAGAAGCAGCCAUGUGGGAUGCCCCCCUCCUCUUUCCUUAACCCAGGUGGGGACAGUGACCUAAAGGCCCAGGAACCUCAAGACUUGCGACCCCUCCACAUGUCCCAUGGUCUACACGAGUGUAAGGAGUGUGACCAGGUCUUUCCUGACGUCCAGAGCCUGGAGGCCCAUGUUCUGUCCCACUCUGAGGAGAGGGAAUAUAAGUGUGACCAGUGCCCCAAGGCCUUCAACUGGAAAUCAAACCUGAUCCGACAUCAGAUGUCACAUGACAGUGGCAAGCACUACGAAUGUGAAAACUGCUCAAAGCAGGUGUUCACAGACCCCAGUAACCUGCAGAGGCACAUCCGCUCACAGCACGUCGGGGCACGGGCCCACGCCUGCUCCGACUGCGGCAAGACGUUCGCUACGUCUUCGGGCCUCAAGCAGCAUAAGCACAUCCACAGCAGUGUCAAGCCCUUCAUGUGUAAGUCACUAAGACCCUACCUAUGCGAGGUAUGCCACAAGUCCUACACCCAGUUUUCUAACCUGUGUCGUCACAAACGCAUGCACGCUGACUGCCGCACACAGAUCAAGUGCAAGGACUGUGGGCAGAUGUUCAGCACCACGUCCUCCCUCAACAAGCACCGGCGCUUCUGUGAAGGAAAGAACCAUUUCACAGCAGGGGGCUUGUUUGCCCAGGGUAUGCCACUCCCUGGGGCCCCUGGCUUGGACAAAUCAGCUCUGGCGAUGGGCCACAGCAGUGCUGGACUGGCUGAUUACUUUGGGGCCAGUCGCCACCAUGGCGGGCUUACCUUCCCUGCUGCCCCAGCAUUUCCUUUCAGCUUCCCUGGCCUCUUCCCCUCUGGACUCUACCACCGGCCACCGCUCAUUCCUGCCACCACCUCUCCCGUCAGACAACCGUCCCAUGCACCCAUUACCGGGCCUGGUGCAGAGCUAAGUAAGAGUCCCCUGCUGCCUCCGAGCCCUGGCACUCAGGAGACCCGAGAGCUCCUCAAAGCUCUCCGUAAAGAUGGCGGUUCACCUGGCAGUCAGAUGCCAAGCUCAGAGCUCCACACUCAGAGCUCCUCAUCCUCCACAAAGCAGCGAAACAAGCAGAGUGACCAGUCUGAGAGCAGCGACCUGGAUGAUGUCAGCACGCCCAGCGGCAGCGAUCUGGAGAGCACAUCAGGCUCCGAGCUGGAGAGCGACAUGGACAGUGAGAGGGAGAGGGGGGCUGCUCGAGAAAAUGGCAAAGGCCCCAAGAGGAAGGCCAGCGAGGGAGGCCCCCAGAGCCCCAGCCUGACGGGCAGCAGUGCUGCUAAAGACUUUCCAGGCCCUUCCCUCAUCCCAUCCUCGCUGGACGAGCACACAGCUGUAACAGGGGCUGUGAAUGACUCUAUUAAGGCCAUUGCCUCCAUUGCUGAGAAGUACUUUGGCUCCACAGGGCUGGCUGGCCUACAGGACAAGAAGGUCGGGUCUCUGCCCUAUCCCUCCAUGUUCCCACUGCCUUUCUUCCCAGCUUUCUCUCCUCCAGUUUACCCUUUCCCAGACAGGGACCUUAGACCUCCAGGCCUGAAGGGCGAGCCACAGUCUCCGGCAGAUGACGGUAAGAAGGCCCAGGGAAAAUCUUCAGCCGAGUCACCAUUUGACCUCACUACCAAGCGAAAGGAGGAAAAGUCAGCCCCAUUCACUCCCUCCAAACCAGAGGCCUCCCACUCUGUUGGUCAGGAUCAGCCGCUAGACCUGAGCCUCGGCACCAGGGGCCGUGGACGCCAUCCAAGAGAGGAGGAGACAAAGAAGAACCUGAAUUAUGAAGAGGAGAAGGGAGUGGUGGAGAUCCCAAAGGCAGACACCUCCUUACAGCAUGCCAGGCCCACCCCUUUCUUCAUGGACCCUAUCUACAGCAGGGUUGAGAAGAGGAGAAUGAGCGAUCCGUUUGAGACUCUGAAAGACAAGUACAUGCGGCCAGCUCCAGGCUUCCUCUUCCAUCCACAGUUUCGUUUGCCAGAUCAGAGAACUUGGAUGUCGGCCAUCGAGAACAUGGCAGAGAAGCUGGAGACGUUUGGCUCCUUGAAGCCGGAGUCUGGCGACCUGCUGCGCUCCGUCCCGUCCAUGUUUGAUUUCAGAGCCCCACCCUCUGCACUUCCAGAGACGCUGCUGCGCAAAGGCAAGGAGCGCUACACAUGCAGAUAUUGUGGGAAAAUAUUCCCGCGCUCUGCCAACCUGACCCGCCACCUCAGGACUCAUACAGGAGAGCAACCAUAUAGGUGUAAAUACUGCGACCGCUCCUUCAGCAUCUCCUCCAACCUGCAACGUCACAUCCGCAACAUCCACAACAAGGAGAAGCCCUUCAAGUGCCACUUGUGUGACCGUUGCUUCGGUCAGCAGACCAACUUGGACCGUCACCUCAAGAAGCAUGAGAAUGGCAACCUGUCAGGCACUGCAAUGUCGUCCCCUCAGUCUGAACUGGACAGUAGCAGUGCCAUAUUGGACGACAAAGAAGACUCUUAUUUUAAUGAAAUAAGAAAUUUCAUCGGCAACACCGGCCAGAACCAGACAUCCCCAGACCCGUCUGAGGAAGGGUUAAAUGGCGGGCCAUUUGAAGAAGAGAAGCCUCUGAUGGCCAGCCAUGUGUCACGUGACCUGGAAGACGAGGAGGCGGAGGAGCUUGGUGCUGAUGAAGAAGAAGGGGAGGAGCCUAGCAACACCCCUGGGAAACCGGAAGGCGAGGUGCUCCCAAGCAACCUUAGUGAUGACAUCAUACAAGACGAAAUGGACUUCACUGGGCCAAAUGACUUGAACCUCAACUGCAAAACCUCUCCCAGGGGGUAUAAGGAUGAGGAGGAGCAGAGCGGCUACUCAGCCCUGGAUCAUAUUCGUCACUUUUCAGACAUGCGCAAGCUGGAGGAAAGUGAACUGAGCGAAGGAGAUGGAGAUGAGGACGACGGAUCAUUUGGCUCCCCCUCCCUGAACGAGGCAGUCAAACAGCCACUCUUUAGGAAAUCUAAGUCUCAGGCGUACGCCAUGAUGCUGUCUCUGGCUGAAAAGGACUCUCUCCACCCAGCCACCCACACCCCAGCCACCAUGUGGCACAGUCUGGCACGGGCUGCUGCUGAAUCCAGCGCAAUCCAGUCCCUCAGCCAUGUAUGAUGACACCCCUCUGCGCUUUCCCUUUCACUUCUCAACGCCCAACCCUGACCGAUGGCACUGGGAGCCCAUUACAGGGGGCUAUUUGCGGGGGCCCCUGAUCGUCCACAGAGUGACUGCUGAGCAGAACCACAGCCCAUCUGACUGCUGAGUGGAGCGCCUUACACACAAAGCAGGGUUACUGUCCAUGCAGAACCAUGCCCAGCCCCAGCCCAAGAAAAUCUCCAACAGAUAGAGAGCAAAAAUGUCCCCAUGAGACCUUAAAAUUUAUUUCUUACAUUAACACCAACCAGGAUGUGGUGAAAAUAAUAAUGGUAAAAUAAUAAUAGCUGUAUUUAUUCUGCUGAAUUUCUAUGUUUUGCACAGCAAAGGCAGCUGGUGGACAUGGAAGAUGUGCUGAUGUAUCAUUGCUAGACUGCAUUUACUGCCCAGCACAUACAAAGCAAGGAGAACAUUUCAUGCUGAGAGGGUGAGUUUGGUUGUGUCUCUAAGACAGCCGGUUUCAGCCUAGUGUGCUUCACUGUGCGUACAGCAUAAGAACUCUCUCGUCUGACAAAAUAUAUCUUUAAAAUGUUUUUACAAGAAAUCCCUUUAACCCCCAGAGAUCCACAGGUGCUUCUCAUAAAUACAUGUACUUGAUGAUAAAAAUGAAGGGUGGGGUGAAGCAACCUCAGUUCAGAUGAAAACCGCUCCAUGUAAGGACAGCGCUAACAGCGCUUUAAUAUCACAAAAGGUAUUGAAGAAGAAAUAACAAAACGUAAUUGUUAAACUGAAAUCAGGCCAGUUUCCCAUCUGCGUUUUCAUAGCUGCGUGUGUCUGCACAAUCACAGCACUGUACACAAGUGUCUACCAACUGUUCUCCACUGCACUCCAUCCUGCCCGCCUGCGCUAUCUGUGAAAGGAUAUAAAUAGAUUGUCUUUUUAGUGGAAGAGAAGAAAACACUUUUUUUUUACUGAGAUAAGUAGCCAGUGCUGAAGUUAAUUGUUGUUCUGUAAAGGGCAUAUGUCUUUUUCAAAACCCUUGAAUCCAUCCUAGUCAGCCAACAAUACCACUAAAUAGCCUGAAUGCUAGUCGUUAGCUACUCCAUGCUCGUGUGUCUUUCAUUUUUAGACAAUCAUGAUUUUGUUUUGUUUUUUUGUUUUUUUGUUGGUGUUGUUGUUGUUAUUUGCUGUUGUAUGUUGAGAAUUGUAUUUAUUUCUUGGCAAACUGUAGUUUGUUUACUGAAUAGCACUGCUCUUAGCCCAGGUGAUGGGGAGAUUCCUCACCGGGCUAUCCCAGAGUUCAAAGGGGUUUGUAGAUUACAUUUGAGUGCCGGAUAGUAUUAAACAUACAAUUCACUCCUUAUUCUUCUAAUGAAACCGGUUGAUGAAUAGAUAUUACUUAGGUUUUUUUUUUCUAUGACAAUUUAAUGAUUCAAUUGUAAAAAAUGAAAAACAUAAAGAAUGAAUAAUGAAAAAAAAAAAAAAGCCAGGUAUAAUUUCUUCAUAAGCGCAUGAUUGGUCUGGUAAGAUCUGUAUCUGACAUUUUCUACGGUUGUCUGCAAGCUUGUGUGACGUUCGGUUCAUGUUAAUCCCUUGUGCCAAACUUAUGAUAAAUAACAGAUUACUUUCAUUUAUUCUCCCGUUUUGAGGGACCAGAUUUUUUUGUUUGUUUUUGUCGUUGUUUUGUUUAUAAUCGAUUUUAAAAAGUAAUCAGCAAGUUGAGGUACUUUGUUUUAAUGCUUUCUACAAUGUAACUGUUAUGCAUUUCAAUUCAAUACUGUGGGAGGAACAACUAAGAAAUAAAGGACAACAAUGUGGAUUGACAUGUC